UCCAGAUUUUGGCUAUUUGGAAUUAUUAACGAAAUUUUUAGAAUUUUAAUCAAAAUGUCUUCAUUUAUUCGUGUAUUUCAACGACUUCCAACUGUCUACACUUCUUUUGGGCGUGGAUAUGCUGCUCCAGCUGCAGCUGCCAGUCCAGCAGAACAUGGAGGACCUAAAGAGCUUAAACUUACGCUUGCGUCCCCGGUUAAGGCAAUCUAUUCAAACACUACAGUUAAACAAAUUGACGUCCCCGGGAUGGCGAGUAACAUGGGAAUUCUGCCUGUCCACGUCCCAACUAUUGCAAUGCUAAAGCCUGGCGUUUUGUCUGUUUAUGAGGAGGAUGGAAAAGUUUCCAAAUUUUUUGUUUCGUCAGGUUCUCUUUCUAUGAAUAUUGAUGGUUCUUGUCAAAUUCUUGUGGAAGAAUGCGCUUCUUUGGAUGAACUUGAUAGCAAUGUGGCAAAGCAAUUAAUAGACGAGGCAAAUAAAAAAUCGUUAGACUCAACAGCCACAGAUGUUCAAAAAGCGGAGGCUGGUAUUGAAAUUGAAGUAGCUAAUGAAGUUUUGAAGGCUGCUGGGGGAGGGGGAGCAGGACAUUAA
Messenger RNA from Meloidogyne enterolobii, 588 nucleotides. NCBI's taxonomy places the organism in Eukaryota, Metazoa, Nematoda, Chromadorea, Rhabditida, Meloidogynidae. The record is from the annotation of a GenBank genome assembly.